This is a messenger RNA of Oxyura jamaicensis (ruddy duck), 3439 nucleotides long. Its product is annotated as solute carrier family 12 member 7-like. NCBI's taxonomy places the organism in Eukaryota, Metazoa, Chordata, Aves, Anseriformes, Anatidae. The record is from RefSeq and is a predicted model, not a curated record. Gene Ontology annotation, molecular function: potassium:chloride symporter activity. Bases 82 to 2553 code for a protein of 823 amino acids. Gene Ontology annotation, cellular component: membrane. The transcript is spliced from 18 exons. Gene Ontology annotation, biological process: potassium ion import across plasma membrane; cell volume homeostasis; potassium ion homeostasis.
CGCUCGGUUCACCCUGCCCGCUACCUUGGGGGGGGAGGUGCCAGUGUGUUCCGGGAGCGGAGCUCGGGUCGGCCGCGUGCAAUGCCGACCAACUUCACUGUGGUGCCGGUAGAGGCGCAGGGCGAGGAGCGGGACCUGGCGGAGCGGGAUGCGCAGCGGCAGGAGGAAGAGGACAACAGGGAUCGGGGCUCCACAGGGGAUGGGAUUGCCAGGGAAAGUAGUCCAUUUAUUAACAGUGCAGAGAUGGACAGAGGAAAUAUGUAUGAAGGAAAGAAUAUGGCUCUUUUUGAGGAGGAAAUGGAUAGCAAUCCCAUGGUGUCAUCUCUUCUUAAUAAACUAGCAAACUAUACAAAUCUGACUCAAGGUGUGGUGGAGCAUGAAGCAGAUGAAGACACUAAGCGAAAAGAAGUCAAGGUUCCACGAAUGGGCACUUUUAUUGGUGUGUACCUGCCCUGCUUGCAAAACAUCUUAGGAGUCAUUCUGUUCCUACGUUUGACAUGGAUUGUAGGAACAGCUGGAGUUCUCGAGUCUUUCAUCAUCGUGUUCACUUGUUGUGCUUGUACUAUGCUAACUGCAAUUUCAAUGAGUGCAAUAGCAACAAAUGGUGUCGUUCCAGCUGGAGGUUCUUACUACAUGAUUUCAAGAUCUUUAGGACCAGAGUUUGGUGGAGCAGUGGGACUUUGUUUCUACUUGGGUACAACCUUUGCAGGAGCAAUGUACAUUCUUGGUACCAUUGAAAUUUUAUUGACUUAUAUUUCUCCAAGUGCUGCUAUAUUUAAAGCAGAAGACAGUGGUGAAGAAACAGAGGCUAUGCUGAAUAACAUGAGAGUUUAUGGAACAUGUAUUAUCAUUCUGAUGGCUGUAGUAGUUUUUGUGGGAGUCAAGUAUGUUAACAAACUUGCACUGGUCUUCCUUGCCUGUGUGAUUUUAUCCAUCAUUGCCAUAUACGCCGGAGUUAUUAAGACUGCUUUUGACCCACCUGACUUUCCCAUCUGUCUUCUUGGAAACCGUACGUUGUCAAAACGCAGCUUUGAUGUCUGUGCCAAAUUUACUGAAAGCAAUAAUGAAACAAAGACUACAACCUUGUGGCGCCUCUUCUGCAAUAGCUCUUUACAUAAUGCUACGUGUGAUGACUACUUUAGUCUCAAUAAUGUAACAGAAAUUCAAGGGAUUCCAGGAAUAAUGAGUGGAGUUCUAAUUGAUAAUCUGUGGAGUGCCUAUUCAGAAAAAGGAUCAAUAGUUGAGAAAAAAGAUCAGCCAUCAGUUUCAGGAUCAGAAGACAUAAAAAUUGGUGGACGCCCUUAUGUUUUUACAGAUAUCAUGACCUACUUCACAGUGCUUGUAGGGAUUUAUUUCCCAUCUGUAACAGGUAGAUAUACCUACUUUCGUAAUCUUCCUUUCACACAGAAUGUUAAGGCCUUAAUGGGAGUAGAAAAGACUAAAGGAUUUUGCCAGAUUGUGGUAUCUCCUAGUUUCAGAGAUGGAAUAUCACAUUUGAUUCAGUCAGCUGGUCUAGGAGGAAUGAAACACAAUACAGUCCUGAUGGCAUGGCCACAGUCAUGGAAAAUGACAGAAAAUCAUUUCUCUUGGAAAAAUUUUGUUGACACUGUACGAGAAACAACAGCAGCUCAGCAGGCUUUAUUGGUGGCUAAGAACAUUGAUUUGUUUCCAACAAAUCAAGAACGUUUUACCGAAGGAAACAUAGAUGUGUGGUGGAUUGUUCAUGAUGGUGGUAUGCUGAUGUUACUGCCUUUUCUCCUUCGACAGCACAAGGUUUGGAGAAAAUGUAAAAUGCGUAUCUUCACUGUUGCUCAAAUGGAUGAUAAUAGCAUUCAAAUGAAGAAGGAUCUUCAGAUGUUCUUGUACCAUCUUCGCCUGAAUGCUGAAGUGGAAGUUGUUGAAAUGUUUGAAAAUGACAUUUCAGCAUUUACAUAUGAAAAGACACUUAUGAUGGAACAGCGAUCCCAGAUGUUAAAACAGAUGCAACUAUCAAAGAAUGAAAGGGAAAGAGAGAUUCAGAGCAUCACUGGUGAGUCUCGAGGCUCAAUCAGAAGAAAAAGCUACUCUAGUCUACAGUCCAUUGGCCAAGAUGUACAGGCACUGAUGACUAAUGACUAUGGAGAGGAGGAGGCUCAACUGAUCCAUGACAGAAACACAGCCUCGCACUCAACUCCGGCUGUCAAAGCAAGUGCGGCUACUUCUGUGCCAGAAAAAGUGCAAAUGACCUGGACCAAAGAAAAGUUUGUAGCUGAAAAGCAUAAAAACAAAGACACCAAUGUGUCUGGUUUUAAAGAUAUUUUCAACAUGAAGCCAGAAUGGGGAAAUCUGAAUCAGUCGAAUGUAAGAAGAAUGCACACCGCUGUGAAGCUCAAUGGAGUGGUACUUAAUAAAUCACAACAUGCUCAACUAGUUCUCCUGAAUAUGCCUGGACCUCCUAAAAACAGAAAAGGGGAUGAAAACUACAUGGAGUUUUUGGAAGUACUGACAGAAGGUCUGGACAGAGUUCUCCUAGUCCGAGGCAGUGGACGUGAAGUGAUCACCAUUUAUUCUUAACCUGUUUGUUUUCCAUUUUUUUGUUUUGUGAUUCUUGGGGCAGGGGAGCAAAAUGUGCAACAUUAUUUGAUGUAAUUGGAGCAGCUUCAUUAAGAGCUCUAGCACAUUGAAAACGAUCUGCAAACUGAAUCUUCUGGUGAGGUGUUCUGUUUUUUUCUACUAAAAUGUUAUACUGAAAUUAUAUUUUCAAAAUAUUUAUGUUGAAAAUAUUUCUGUAGUGGAUUAAUAAAUGCUGCAUGGAUUAGGAUAUUUAUAUAUAGCAUAUUCUGACACCUGUUAAUCUGUGGUGAAACUAGAAAAGAAAUGGUAAUGCUAUUUUAUUUUUAAACAUAACAGAAAUGUAAGCAACUUUUGUUGUUCUUAGUUUCUGCUCUGUUUCUAAAUAAAAGGGAGAAGUUGGCUUCCUCACUUACAAAGAUGCUGCUAUGUUGCUUCUUUUGGGAUUAGUUCAGGAAACUUAAUUCAAAGAUGUGUUUAAAAAACACUCAAAUUAGGAUGUUGUUAGGUAUUUCAAAAUAUUUCCCUGAGGUUCAUGAUUUGCCACGCUUGCUUUAAAUAGCAUUUUUUCUAUUUAAAAUACUUCAGGAAAGGUAUGUAUAGUUCAAAAGUCUUCAGGUGACAGUAAUAGUAAAUUGUACUUUUUUUUUUUUUUUUCAUGAGCUACACUAUACUGCAUAAUUAUACCAAACAGUCCAAUUCAUAGGAAGUCUAUGAUGCAGUAUUGCCACUUACUGGAAACAAACUUACAGCUAUUAGUAAGCCACAGCAAACUGAUCAAUGACGUGUAUGUAGUCUCUUGUUUUCAAAUCUGUGUAUUUUGAGAAAUGUUGUAUGUACACACUGCUGUGAAAAUAAAAUCUCCUUUUCAGGAAAAAAAAAAAAAAAA